AUGUCUGCACCCUCUUCUCCCCAUUUCUCUUUUCCCCUUCUCACUCCCACCCUCUCUCCGUCCCACCCUCUCCACCCUCACUGUUUAUCCCCAUGCCUGGAUCUGGCCUGCCAUCCACUACACACCGCAUUCCUUCCAUCGCGUUGCAGGUUCGUCUUUGAGUCGCCGCUCCCAGUGGACCGCCUUGUCUCCAUGGUAGCAGACAAAUCCCAUGUGUGCACGCAGCGCUCGUGGAGCUGCGCCUACGGCGUGGGGCCGCUGGUGGCUGGCUUCGACCAGACCGGCCCGCACAUCUUUCAAACCUGCCCGUCAGGCAACUUCUGGGAAUUUCACGCCAUGGCGAUUGGGGCGCAUUCGCAGGCCGCCAAGACGUACCUAGAGUGCAGGUUUGAGUCAUUCGGGGCGUGUUCGCUGGACAAGUUGACGUUCAGCAUUUUGAGUGAUGCGCGGGUGCAGGGGCAUAUAAAUAGGAUGGAGAAUGAGGGCUCUGAGGGUGGGCAGAGAGGGGCGGUGAAGGAGGAGGAUGAGAAGCCGGGGCAAGGGAAAGGAGGGGAUGGUGGUACAGCGUACGGCGUAGAGAUAUCCUCCCGAAAUCUCGGCCUCCUCCAUUCCCAGCCAUCAAUUCCUGUCCCGUCAUUUCAAUUCCGCCAUUUUCUCGAAUCUCUCCGUCUUCUCAACGCCUCGAGAAAAUCGCUGUCCGACAUUGCCCACUUCACCGCAUCGCCGCUCCGCGCGCAUCUAAUCUAUUCCACCGCUGUUCUAGCUAUUCUAGCGAUGGGAGGAGACGAGCUACCAGGGCAGGGGAAGAAAGUCUGCGUCACGGGAGCGGCAGGCUUCGUGGGCAGCUACGUGGUGAAGAUGCUGUUGGAGCGUGGCUACCACGUGCGCGGCACCGUCAGGGACCUCGACGACCCGCGAACCAACUGGCUGCGCGGCCUCGCGGACGGCACGCCGGGCACGAUCCAGCUGUUCGCGGCGGAUCUGACGGCGCCGGGGAGCUUUGACGAGGCGGUGGAGGGGUGCGAGCUGGUGUGCCACGUGGCGGCCAUGGUGACCGCCACCAACCGCGACCCGCAGAGGAUCGUCGCGACGGCGCUGGACGGCACGCGGAAUGUGUUUGCGUCCAUCCUGAAACACCAAUGCGCCAAAAAGGUGGUGAUGACGUCAUCAGUGGGAGCAGUGUCGGACCGCAUGUUCCCGUCAGACCACGUCUUCACGGAGGCUGAUUGGAACCGCCAGCUGUCGCUGCGGGAGGCGUACAGCAUGGGGAAGACGCUGGCUGAGAAGUACGCGUGGCGGGUGGCGGACGAGCUGAGGGGCGUGGAGUGGAGGUUCGACCUGGUCACGCUGUGCCCCACCUUGGUGCUGGGGCCCGUGUUGAGGGAGGAGCACGUCAAGGGCAGCCCGCAGGUGGUGAAGCAGCUGUUGGACGGCACGCUGUUCCUGGCGCCGGACCUGCACUUUGGCAUGGUGCACGUGGCUGACGUGGCACUGGCACACGUGCUGGCGCUGGAGAAGGACGGCAUGAAGGGGCGCUACAUCCUGUGCAACGGGGACACCAUGUCGCUGCUACAGAUGGCUGACGUGCUGCGCUCCAAGUACCCGCACUACCGGCUGCCGUCCAUGGGCAUGCCGGACUGGAUGGCGCUGCUGGCAGCGCUGGUGAACCCGGCGGUGGGCAUCGACUUCAUGCGGCGCAACCUGGGCGUGGUGCACUGGUACAGCGGCAGCAAGGCCGAGAACGACAUGGGCAUCAUCUACCAGUCGUCCAGAGUCGCGCUCAUUGAGGCCGCCACGUCGAUUGUGGAGCUCGGUCUGCUUGAUAGGAAGUGA
Molecule: messenger RNA, 1833 nt
Organism: Closterium sp. Yama58-4
Lineage: Eukaryota; Viridiplantae; Streptophyta; Zygnematophyceae; Desmidiales; Closteriaceae
Source: the annotation of a GenBank genome assembly